Messenger RNA from Brassica rapa (field mustard), 1490 nucleotides. RefSeq names its product tRNA-dihydrouridine(16/17) synthase [NAD(P)(+)]-like. Lineage: Eukaryota; Viridiplantae; Streptophyta; Magnoliopsida; Brassicales; Brassicaceae. Gene Ontology annotation, biological process: tRNA processing. Gene Ontology annotation, molecular function: tRNA dihydrouridine synthase activity; flavin adenine dinucleotide binding. The record is from RefSeq and is a predicted model, not a curated record.
UCGCUUCAACCCCUAAUCUAUGGCGGCGGCGGCGAUGUAUAGCUCCACCGUCGUCAGUUCAUGAAACCCUCGUCUCUUUCUCUUCUCAAAUUUCUCCGGACCCGAGACUCUCCCCUCUUACGAAUCCGAACAAUGACAAUUACAUCGAAUCCACCGCAAGUGCGCGACGAUCUCCUCUGCUCGGACCAGCAGCAGCAGCAGAGUGAUUUGCAGAUUGAGAAGCCGCCGGAAGCAGCACCAGCAAGCUUGGGCGCUCCAGGUCGAGUAUUGAGCAUUGAUACAAGGGUGGAGCAGGCCUGGGCGCACUGGAAGAAGCUGGGUAGACCGAAGUAUAUAGUAGCUCCAAUGGUGGAUAACUCAGAGCUUCCGUUUAGAUUGCUCUGUCAAAAAUACGGAGCUCAGGCUGCUUACACACCGAUGCUCCACUCUAGGAUCUUCACCGAGACUGAUAAUCGAAACAAGGAAUUCACCACUUGUGAGGAGGACAGGCCGUUGUUUGUGCAGUUCUGUGCUAACGAUCCUGAUACUCUCUUGGAAGCUGCAAAGAAAGUCGCACCUUACUGCGAUUAUGUUGAUAUCAACUUAGGGUGUCCUCAACGUAUAGCGAGGCGAGGGAACUAUGGUGCAUUCUUGAUGGAUAAUCUUCCUUUGGUGAAAUCACUUGUUGAAAAGUUAGCUCAGAACCUCACUGUUCCUGUCUCCUGCAAGAUCCGGAUUUUCCCUAACCUUCAAGAUACGCUCAACUACGCCAAGAUGCUUGAAGACGCUGGUUGCUCGCUGCUAGCGGUUCACGGCCGGACCAGAGAUGAGAAAGACGGUAAAAAGUUCAGAGCCGAUUGGGGCGCCAUCAAGGAGGUGAGAAACGCUCUGAGAAUCCCUGUUUUAGCCAAUGGGAAUGUGAGAUGCAUUGAAGAUGUGGAGGACUGCAUCAAAGAGACGGGCGUUGAAGGUGUUCUUUCCGCUGAGACGCUUCUUGAAAACCCGGCGGUCUUUGCUGGGUUUAGAACAGCUGAAUGGGCUAAAGAUAAUGAAGGAGAGGGAUACGUCGAUGGAGGGUUAGAUCAGGGAGAUUUAGCUGUUGAGUAUUUGAAGUUAUGUGAGAAACAUCCGGUUCCUUGGAGGAUGAUUCGGUCUCACGUGCAUAAGAUGUUGGGAGAUUGGUUUAGAGUGCAUCCACAGGUUAGGGAGCAGCUUAAUGCUCAGAACAUUUUGACGUUUGAGUUUCUGUAUGGUCUUGUGGAUCAGUUAAAAGAGCUUGGUGGACGAGUUCCACUCUACAAGAAAAGGAAGAUAGAUACCCUACAAGAGUCUCCACAAAAGGAUUUAGAGAGUUGAAUCUAUACGUUCUUGAUUCAUUGUGAUUUUUAUGUUGUAUCUCCAAAUACUUUUUGAAUUAAAAGUGUUACUUACUCCCUAUAAUUCAUUUUAAAAUGUCAUUUUAACACUUUUUGUUAUUUUCAAAUUUCAGUACAACAUUCCACUUAUUUUAA